Molecule: messenger RNA, 630 nt
Organism: Eremomyces bilateralis CBS 781.70
Lineage: Eukaryota; Fungi; Ascomycota; Dothideomycetes; Eremomycetales; Eremomycetaceae
Exons: 2
Coding region: 1-630 (209 amino acids)
Source: RefSeq, a predicted model, not a curated record
AUGGGCUCAUCAGCAUCUAAAGCUGCAAAAUCAGCAGCAGGACAAAGUGGCAGAAAGCUUCCACCACAAGUGUCACCUUCGUUCCCGAGGACUGGUGCUCCAUCAUCACAAGUAAAUCCGCCUACUCCAGGACCCCAACAGUAUGCCGGACCAACCGUGCAACCGUCGUCCAACGCGAGUACAUCAAAGACAGAUGGUAUGACGGUCGAAAUAUUACAAUCAGCAUAUAUCAACCGAGAUGCCUCAGAUCCCGCCUACCUCUCACAGCUUCAUGCGCUCGGAACCGUAGCCCCAAACCCUUUCCUCCCGCUCACACACCAAAAUCCAUCCGAUCCACAACUAGCAAAGAGCCAAGCUGCAUCAUCACAGCGGUCUCCCGCGAACCACGCCGCUACCAUGUUGACCGCCAGGCGGCGUUUCCAAGAAGCAUCGGCACGAGAGGAGGCAGAAGUUGGCCGGCCCAGCUUCGCGGGCCGAGAGUUCCUUGAUGUGUUGACUGUACAAAAGGCAUUAGCUAUGCGGAACAAGGGUGUCUCGGAUGGCGAGAUUGAACGUCAACUAAAGUUGAAGAAGGGUGUUGCGGGCAAGGUUGGCAAUGGGCAUUUCGCGGCACUGGAAAUGGAGAAUUGA